Messenger RNA from Moesziomyces antarcticus, 1746 nucleotides. Its product is annotated as translation initiation factor eIF-3 subunit 7. The transcript has a single exon. Lineage: Eukaryota; Fungi; Basidiomycota; Ustilaginomycetes; Ustilaginales; Ustilaginaceae. Gene Ontology annotation, biological process: translational initiation. The record is from RefSeq and is a predicted model, not a curated record. Gene Ontology annotation, cellular component: eukaryotic translation initiation factor 3 complex; cytoplasm. Gene Ontology annotation, molecular function: translation initiation factor activity. The coding region runs from base 1 to 1746 and encodes 581 amino acids.
AUGGCCAGCUUCAAGCUUCCGCAGCUCCAGCCGGACAACGACCUCUGGGGUCCUGCCUCGGGCUCCAACGCGCUCCCUUCGGAGCUCAAGGACAUCCCCUUCGCCCCUUACGCAAAGAACGACAAGGUCGGCCGCAUCGCCGACUGGAACAACGCCUCCGGUGCUUCCAACGAUGCCGCCAACGCUCGCGGCGGUCGCCAGGGCCGUGCGCGAGACGUCCAGCAGAACUUCGGCACCUCGGCUGCCUCGUCCGCCUUCGCCUACUUCCACGGCGAUGACGAGGCCUCCUUCUCGGUCGUCGACAACACCCGCACCGCUGCUUCGCGUCGCGGCGGUCUGGGCCAGAUGAGCCAGCGUGGUGGCCGUGGUGGUCGCGGCGGUGCUGGUGCCGCAGGUGGCCGUGGCGCCUCCAAGUUCGGCGCAGCGGCCGGUCGCGGUGGUGGAGCUCGUGGUGGACGUGGCGGCGCGCGUGGCGGCCGUGGUGGCGGAAGGUUCGGCUGGAAGGAGUGGGACAAGCCGCAGCGCAUCCGCGAGGCUUCCGUCGCCGUCGGGCAGGACUGGGAGCAAGUGGAGGAGAUCGACUUUGUGCGUCUGGGCAAGCUGCGUCUCGACGUGGACGAGCCCGAGGAGAUCUCGUCGUACGGUACGCUGUACGAGUACGACCGAGCCUACGACCGCGUCACCGUCAAGACCUCGCACGCGCUCUCGUCGCUCGACCGCGUGCGCUACAACCCUACCACUUCGGACGACCCCAUCAUCCACGACAUUGCCGCCAAGCACGACGCCAAGAUCUACAUGACCGACUCGAUCCUCGCGCUGCUCAUGUGCGCCACCCGCUCCGUCUACUCGUGGGACAUCAUCAUCACCAAGACCGCCGACGGCAAGGUCUUCUUCGACAAGCGCGACGGCGGUCCGUUCGACUUCCUCACCGUCAACGAGAACGCCGCCGACCCGCCGAGCGAGGCGCCCGAGGGCAAGGAGAACGAGGCGGCCGCCAAGGCCAAUGCGCUCAACACGCCCAGCGCACUCAGCCUCGAGGCGACGUACAUCAACCAGAACUUUGCGUUCCAGAUCGUCAACGAGAAGAACGCCUACAAGCUCGAGAACGACAACCCCUUUUACUCUUCCGACGAGACCGAUCCGGCGGCUUCGUGCGCAUACCGCUACCGCAAGUUCAACCUGUCGUCCGAAGAGGCGGAUCCGGUGGAGCUGGUGGUGCGUACCGAGGUGGACGCCUACACGCUCGGAGCCAACAAGGACAAGCAGCUCAUCACGAUCAAGUCGCUCAACGAGUUUGACUCGCGCGCCCAGGGUGCGGGUGGUGCGCCCGAGUGGCGUUCCAAGCUGGACACGCAGCGCGGUGCGGUGGUGGCGACCGAGAUGAAGAACAACUCGUUCAAGCUCGCGCGCUUUGCGGUGCAGUCGCUGCUCGCCGGUGCGGACAGCAUGAAGAUGGGCUACAUCUCGCGCGCCAACCCCAAGGACGCCUCGCGUCACACCAUCCUGGGCACUUCGUGGCUCAAGCCGCGCGAGCUCGCGGGUCAGAUGGCCGUCAACCUCGGCAACGGCUGGGGUAUCGUGCGUACCAUCGCCGAUCUUGCUCGCAAGGCCGACGAGGGCAAGUACGUGCUGCUCAAGGACCCCAACAAGCAGACCAUCAGGAUGUACCGCGUCCCCGCCUCCUUUGGCGAGGACAACGACGACAUCCCCGAGGAGGACGAGACCGAGGCCCAGAACAACGCCUAA